Cheilinus undulatus (humphead wrasse) is the source of this 2539-nucleotide messenger RNA. RefSeq names its product sorting nexin 5 (gene snx5). Gene Ontology annotation, cellular component: endosome. Gene Ontology annotation, biological process: pinocytosis. The record is from RefSeq and is a predicted model, not a curated record. The transcript has 13 exons. Gene Ontology annotation, molecular function: dynactin binding; phosphatidylinositol binding. The coding region runs from base 103 to 1302 and encodes 399 amino acids. NCBI's taxonomy places the organism in Eukaryota, Metazoa, Chordata, Actinopteri, Labriformes, Labridae.
GACAGCUAGCCAUCCAGCGGAGGGGGAGCUUCCUGUCUGUUAAUAGUUUUUUAUUUGGGCUGUUGGCCUAAUUUUUCCUCGUAAGUCAAUAACAGUUCAAUCAUGACAUCCCCCAUAGACGACAGCGAUAAGGAAAAGAUGCGCUCUGUGUCUGUGGAUCUAAACAACGAUGCCUCUCUUCUCAUCGACAUUCCUGAUGCACUCUGUGAAAGAGACAAGGUCAAGUUUACUGUCCACACCAAGACCACACUCAGCUCUUUCCAGAAGCCAGAGUUCUCUGUUCCCAGGCAGCAUGAAGACUUCAUCUGGCUACACGACACUCUGGUAGAGACAGAAGACUAUGCAGGACUAAUUAUUCCUCCAGCGCCUCCGAAGCCUGACUUUGAGAGCCCGAGGGAAAAAAUGCACAAACUGGGUGAAGGUGAAGCCACAAUGACAAAGGAGGAAUACACUAAAAUGAAGCAGGAGCUGGAGGCUGAAUACCUGGCCGUGUUCAAGAAAACUGUCCAAGUGCACGAAAUCUUCCUGCAGAGAUUGUCCUCACACCCUGUUUUAAGCAAAGACAGAAACUUCCAGAUUUUCUUAGAGUAUGACCAGGAUCUCAGCGUGAGGAGAAAGAAUGCCAAGGAGAUGUUUGGAGGAUUCUUUAAAAACAUGGUGAAGUCAGCUGACGAGGUCCUUAUCUCAGGAAUAAAGGAGGUCGAUGACUUUUUUGAGCAGGAGAAGACGUUCCUGCUGGACUACUACAGCAAGAUUAAGGAUUCCACCGCCAAAGCAGAGAAAAUGACCCGUGCACACAAAAAUAUUGCUGAUGAUUACAUUCAUGUCUCUGCCACGCUGAACAGCCUCUCUGCAGAUGAUAGCACAGCAAACAAGAAGCACUUGGAGAAGCUGUCUGACCUGUUUGAGAAGCUCAGGAAAGUGGAAGGAAGAGUUGCAUCUGACCAGGAGCUGAAACUCACAGAGCUGCUGAGAUAUUACAUGAGAGACAUCCAGGCCGCUAAAGACCUUCUGUACCGGCGAGCCCGGGCGCUAGCCGACUAUGAAAACGCCAACAAAGCUUUGGAUAAAGCUCGACUGAAGAGUAAGGACAUCCCUCAGGCCGAGGAGCACCAGCAGCAGUGCCUGCAGAAAUUUGACAAGCUCUCAGAGUCUGGGAAGAAAGAACUGACCAGUUUCAAGGGCAGGCGUGUCGUGGCCUUCAGGAAGAACCUGAUAGAGAUGGCUGAGCUCGAGAUAAAACACGCCAAGAACAACGUGACUCUACUGCAGGGCUGCAUCGAUCAGCUGAAGAGCUACUGACGUGUUUCACAGUCCUCAUGUCCCACCAUCACCAAGUGACCAGUCAUAGCAAACAGAAACCUGGCGUCCCCGGGCCCUGCACAGACAUGAAUCCAAGCCCCCUUUCUGCUCCCACCCACGGGUCUGAUGCCACUUUAAAAACCUGCACAAGAAGAAGAAGAAGUGUCUUGUAAGCAGAAUGUCUUCAUGUUUACCGAGUCCCUGUCCUCUGGUCCAUGGUCCGUCUUUUUCCAUUAUUUAUGGAGGUCUGAUUGUGAUUGCCUUUAAAGAAUAAGGCUGCCAUCAUUAAUGACUUCCAGCAUAAAUAGCAGUUGUUUUUUUUCUAUUUUUGACCUAAUUUCUCAUUUUUUUUGCAUCAUGCACAAAAUACAAGUUUUGCCUUUUUUUGCCUCCAUAAACUCAAAAGUUUCCAGUUCUGUUCACCUUUGAAUACCUUUUCAUAAACUUAAAGGAAGUCUUUUUGCAUAGCUGUAACUAACUUUUAUGAGUCAUUUGCUUCGUCUAUUGGGAUUUUUUGUGGAUCUGUUUACAGAGGCAAAUCCAGUGCCUGUAAAAACAUCCUCAUGCUCUACAUUCCCCGGCGCUGAAAUUAAAGUACAACCAAACAAACCCUCAAGUAAAGAAAACUCAUGAAAGAUCUUAUUCAAGUGUGUAAAAAUAGCAGCACUUCACCUCAGGAAUGGAUAGCUGGAUCCGUCUCCACAUUCUUGUUUGUGAGGAAGUGGCCUCGGAUGCCACAGUUAUCAAAGAUGCACAUUAGUUUAGAGAGUAGGGAUGAGUCAUCAAAGAUUUCAGUGAGGAAGAGUGAAAUAAAAGGCUGUGAUAGCAUUUUCAAAGGGAAUUCAGAGUUAGUUAUUUUGGUUUGAUUUGCACAAAACCCCUCGUUAUAUCCUCAGCACUUCUUUUUUAAGGUCCUCUGCAGCUUCUUCACCCUCACAAACUCUGCCUUCUCACCCUUUUCUUUGCCUUUAUUUCAUCCCUUUAUUUUUGAUGGGGUCUCAAAUGUAUCAGACAUGAUUUUCAAAAAAGUUUCUGUAUUUUAAACAGUUAUUAAAAAAAAAAAAGAUGCACUUAGAAAAAAUACUUUACAAUCAUGACCAGGCUCAGCAGUGUUGAAAUGCAUCAUAGUUUUUUACAAAUUGAAUGUAUUUCUAAUGGAUUCCAGCUCCUUUCAUACAAAUUAUUAGCAUUUUAUAAAUUUGUAAUAAUGGCAUUGAAUAAAUCCUAAUUUCCCAAA